Messenger RNA from Penicilliopsis zonata CBS 506.65, 1998 nucleotides. RefSeq lists its product as hypothetical. Bases 323 to 1888 code for a protein of 521 amino acids. The transcript has a single exon. The record is from RefSeq and is a predicted model, not a curated record. NCBI's taxonomy places the organism in Eukaryota, Fungi, Ascomycota, Eurotiomycetes, Eurotiales, Aspergillaceae.
CACCCCUCUCAAAUUCCCCUAGAAAUACAAAUAUGUAUAUAUAUAUUCCCUUUGGCUGUCCUCUAUAUACUGUAGAUCAAUGCUAUCUAGGUACAGGUAAGCCGUCAAGGCCUCUGCUGACAUAAGCCACGGCUCAACAGCACCCAACGUUAGUUACGAGAUGGCAGCCUGGGGAUGAGCACCGAAGCCAGCUGUGCUUCUCGUGUAGCUGUUGACCAGGAGUCCCAUUUCUAGGCAUGGGCUGAUUUCUGCCCCUCCCUCUUUUUGUUUUCUUUCUUGUUUCUCUCUCCUCCCCCCCCCUUGUCGACGACGGAAUCUCGUCAUGUCUGUCCGUCUCCUCCACCCGGACGAGUACGAGCUUGGCACGAGGUCCUCGCUUGACUCGGAAGGAACCUUCAACCUUGACGAAGCCGACUUCGAGACACAGACUCGCGGCCGGCCGAGGACCUUCCUACGAUCGUCGCUGCCGGUAUGGCUGACAAGGGUGCUGCCGGCCUCGUGGUCGAGCAGCGGAUAUCGUCGCCUGCAACCGCCGAAGCCCCUCCUGUCCGGUGCGUCGCGACGGAGUUGUCACCGCCGGUUCUUUCUCCGUCGUCUCUGUUUCCUCUCGCACAUCACGCUGGCGAUCAUAUCCGUGCUAGUCCUGCUCACGGCGAUCUUCUGCCCCUCAUAUACACGACUGCCGCCGCACUACGCCUCGCUCCGGAGGUCUGUCGCCGACUCGGACGCCGUGGGACGGGGCAACCCGCGAAACGAGAAGGUGUUUAUUGCGGCAAGCAUAUAUGACAAUGGAGGCAGUCUUGCCGGUGGCAGAUGGGGCGACGGCAUAGUGGAGCUGAUUGAUCUGCUGGGCAGGGAUAAUGUGUUUUUGAGCAUCUACGAGAAUGAUAGUGGUCAGAAGGGGGAAACUGCCUUGCGCGAGUUGGAGAAGAGGGUCACCUGCGAAAAGGCAAUCGUCAUUGAGGAGCAUCUGGAUCUCUACAGUCUGCCCACGGUGAUUAUCCCCGGUGGUGAGAAACGGGUCAAACGCAUAGAGUAUCUGGCCGAGGUCCGCAACCGAGCUCUUCGACCGCUGGUUGAGAAUCCGGAACGGCGGUUCGACAAGCUGCUGUAUGUGAACGAUGUCGUGUUCGACCCCCUCGAUGCCCUGCAGCUGCUCUUCUCAACCAACGCCAACGAGGAAGGGGUUGCACAGUACCGCGCCGCGUGUGCGGUUGAUUUCAUCAACCCCUUUAAAUUCUACGACACAUACGCCACGCGCGACUUGCAAGGGUAUAGCAUGGGCGUACCUUUCUUCCCUUGGUUCACGUCCGCUGGCAAAGGCGACAGCCGCCAGGACGUGCUGGAUGGCAAGGAUGCCGUGCGUGUCCGCAGCUGCUGGGGUGGAAUGGUUGCCUUUGACGCUCGGUAUUUCCAACAGACCAAUAGCCCCGUCCGGUUCCGUUCGGGCAACGAUCUUUUCUGGGAGGCAUCUGAAUGUUGCCUCAUCCAUGCCGAUAUCCAGGAUCCGCAGACAAACCUCGAGCAGAUCUCCGAUACCGGUAUCUACAUGAACCCCUUUGUCCGCGUUGCCUAUGAUAGUACCACCCUAUCCUGGCUGUCGACAACGCGGCGGUUCGAGCGCUUGUAUUCGUUUUUGCAUAACCUCAUCAACCAUCUUGUGGGUCUCCCCUGGUACAACGAACGCCGCGCCGAGGUGCCCGGCCAAAGUGUCCAGGAAAAAGUCUGGGUUGCCAACGAUCAAAUGGUUGGCGGCGGCUCCUUCGAAGUUCUGGAACGGAUUGCUGGCAACGAUGGAUACUGUGGCCGUCGAGGCCUGCAAGUCAUUGUCGAGCACCGAGUCAAGGGGAAGAAGGGAUACGAGAGCAUACCUAUCCCAACAUUGUAAAUGUCGAGGGUUUGAAAUAGACGGUUGGCGUUGGAUUGCGCAUUUUUGAAUGGCUUGGGAAAUUGUUUGACACUCGGGUUUGUAUGAUUAGCAUCGAGGGCCAAGGUACC